Loxodonta africana (African savanna elephant) is the source of this 5386-nucleotide messenger RNA. RefSeq names its product telomerase reverse transcriptase (gene TERT). The transcript is spliced from 16 exons. The record is from RefSeq and is a predicted model, not a curated record. Gene Ontology annotation, molecular function: telomeric repeat DNA binding; telomerase RNA binding. Gene Ontology annotation, cellular component: telomerase catalytic core complex. The coding region runs from base 1 to 3336 and encodes 1111 amino acids. Lineage: Eukaryota; Metazoa; Chordata; Mammalia; Proboscidea; Elephantidae. Gene Ontology annotation, biological process: telomere maintenance via telomerase.
AUGCCGCGCGCGCCCCGUUGCCGGGCGGUGCGCGCCUUGUUGCGCGGUCGCUACCGCGAGGUGCUGCCGCUGGCGACGUUCGCGCAGCGCCUGGGGGCCGAGGGCCGGCGACUGGUGCGGCGCGGGGACCCUGCGGCCUUCCGCUCGCUGGUGGCCCAGUGCCUGGUGUGCGUGCCUUGGGGUGCGCCGCCGCCCCCUACGGCCCCUUCCUUUCGCCAGGUGUCUUGCCUGAAGGAGCUGGUGGCCAGGGUCGUGCAGCGGCUCUGCGAGCGCGGCGCGAAGAAUGUGCUGGCCUUCGGCUUCGCGCUGCUGGACGAGGCCCGCGGCGGCCCGCCCAUGGCCUUCACGACUAGCGUGCGCAGCUACCUGCCCAACACGGUCACUGACACGCUGCGUGGCAGCGGCGCCUGGGGGCUGCUGCUGCAGCGCGUGGGCGAUGACGUGCUGGCCCACCUCCUGGCGCGCUGCUCGCUCUACCUUCUGGUGGCCCCGAGCUGCGCUUACCAGGUGUGCGGGCUGCCGCUCUACGAGCUCUGCGCGCGAGACACCAGGGGGCCGGAGCCGGGCUGCGGGGCCCAGCGAAGAACCGUGGGGGGCACGAGGCGGCGUUGGGACAGCGCGGGUGAGCGGCACCCAUUGGCUAAGAGAUCCAGGCACAGCCUAGCCCUGGAGCCAGGGCAGGUACCACAGUCCUGGGCCCACCUGGAUAGGGCAUGUGGGCAGAGUGACAGCGAUCCCCACGCGGUGACACCUGGCAGGAGAGCCGCCGCGAAAGCCGUGUCUUGGGAGGGUGAAAUUGCUGGAAGGCGUCGUUCUUCCACGCUGGGGGUCAAGGAGCGUGGGGCAGGCCCCUCGUCCGCGCAGCCGCCACUGUCACUGCUUCCCCAGGCAUACGUGGAGACCAAGCGCUUUCUCUACUGCCUGGGGGCCAAGGAGAGGCUGCCAAGCACCUUUCUCCUCAGUUCCCUGCAGGGCAAUCUGACUGGGGCCCGAAGGCUAGUGGAGACUAUCUUUCUGCGCACGAAGCCGGCGUGGAGAAAGACGCAGCUGCGGCGCCUGACCCCGCGCUAUUGGCGAAUGCGGCCCCUGUUCCAGGAGCUGCUUGGGAACCACGCGCGGUGUCCCUACAGCGUGCUUCUCAGGACGCACUGCCCGAGGCUGGGCUCGGCCAUGGCCACCCCUGCGGGUACUGGCGGGGCGGGUACUGGGACCCCGGAGCAGCCCCCGGGGCCUGCAGUGAAGCCUGCCCCUGAGGAGGAUGCUGGCCUGCAGUGCGUGGUCCAGCUGCUCCGCCAGCACAGCAGCCCCUGGCAGGUGUACACGUUCGUACGGGCGUGUCUUCACCGGCUGGUGCCCCCUGGUCUCUGGGGCUCCAGUCACAAUAAGUGCCGCUUCCUCAGGAACGUGAAGACGUUCAUCUCUUUGGGGAAGCACGCCAAGCUCUCCCUGCAGGAGCUGAUGUGGAAGAUGAAAGUGCAGGACUGUGAGUGGCUGCGGCGGAGCCCAGGGGAUUAUGCUGUCCCGGCCUCGGAGCACCGUCUGAGAGAAGAGAUCUUGGCCAAGUUCCUCUUCUGGCUGAUGGACACGUUCGUGGUUGGGCUGCUCAGGGCCUUCUUCUACGUCACCGAGACCAUGUUUCAGAAGAACAGGCUUUUCUUUUUCCGGAAAAGCGUCUGGAACAAGCUGCAGAGCAUUGGAAUCAGACAACACUUCAACAAAGUGCGGCUGCGAGAGUUAUCUGAAGCGGAGGUCCAGCGACGCCAGCAGACCAAGCCCUCUCUUCUGACCUCCAAGCUCCGCUUUGUCCCCAAAGCACAUGGCCUUCGGCCGAUUGUGAACAUGGACUAUGUCGUAGGAGCCAGAACUUUCCGCAGAGAAAAGAAGCGGCUCCAGCAUUUCAACUCGCAGAUGAAAAACCUGUUCAGUGUGCUCAACUAUGAGCGGGCCGUGCGGCCUGGCCUGCUGGGGGCCUCUGUGCUGGGCAUUGAUGACGUGUACAAGGCCUGGCGGGCAUUCGUGCAGCAGGUGCGGGCCGGAGACCCUAGGCCGCAGCUGUACUUUGUCAAGGUGGAUGUGACAGGGGCUUACGACGCCAUUCCUCACAACAAGCUGGUGGAAGUGAUUGCCAACGUGAUUAAGCCCAAAGAGAACAUAUACUGCAUCAGACGUUAUGCUGUGGUCCAGAAAACUGCCCAGGGAUACAUUCGGAAAUCCUUCAAAAGACACGUCUCCACCUUAGCAGACCUCCUGCCUUACAUGAAACAGUUCGUGGAGCAUUUGCAGGAGACAAGUUCCCUGAAGAAUGCCGUUGUCAUCGAGCAGAGCUCCUCCUUAAAUGAGCCCGCCAGCAGCCUUUUCGAUUUCUUCCUGCACUUGGUGCACAACAAUGUCAUAAAGAUCCGGGGCAAGUACUACGUCCAGUGCCAGGGGAUCCCGCAGGGCUCCAUCCUGUCCACCCUGCUUUGUAGCUUCUGCUAUGGAGACAUGGAGAACAAGCUGUUUUCUGGAAUCCAGGAGGAUGGGUUGCUCUUGCGUUUGGUUGAUGACUUUUUGUUGGUGACACCUCACCUAACACAAGCUAAAGCCUUUCUCAGCACCCUGGUGAGAGGCGUCCCUGAGUACGGCUGCAUGAUCAACUUGCGGAAGACGGUGGUGAAUUUCCCCGUGGACGAUGGCCCAGGGCAGGCCACCAUCCUCCAGCUGCCAGCCCACUGCUUGUUCCCCUGGUGCGGCCUGCUGCUCGACACCCGGACCCUGGAGGUGUUCUGUGACUACUCCAGUUAUGCACGGACCUCAAUCAAAGCGAGUCUUGUCUUCAAUCACGGCUUCAAGGCUGGAAGAAACAUGCGUCGCAAGCUCUUUGCAGUCUUGCGUCUGAAGUGUCAUGGUCUGUUUUUGGAUUUGCAGGUAAACAGUCUUCAGACAGUUUACAUCAACGUUUACAAGAUCUUUCUCCUGCAGGCCUACAGGUUCCAUGCGUGCGUGCUCCAGCUUCCAUUCAAUCAGCAAGUUGGAAAGAAUCCCUCGUUUUUCCUCAGAGUCAUCUCCGACACAGCCUUACGCUGCUACUCCAUUCUAAAAGCCAAGAAUGCAGGGAUGUCGCUAGGUGCUCCUGGUGCCGUGGGCCCGUUCCCUUCCGAGGCAGCACGCUGGCUCUGCCACCAUGCCUUCCUGCUCAAACUGUCCCGCCACCGAGUCACCUACAAGUGUCUGCUGGGGACACUCAAGACAACCAAGAUGCAGCUAGGCCGCAAGAUCCCGAAGGCAACAAUGGCCCUGCUGGAGGCUGCUGCCGCCCCCUCCCUGUGUGGGGAAUUCAAGACCAUCCUGGACUGAGGGCAGGAGGCCCCUCCAGCAGCCUGGGACGAGCUCAAGGGCAGGUUUGGGCUGGGCGGCCAGCAGCCACCAUGGCAUCUGCUUCUUCUUAGACCUCAAGAAGGGACUGUUGGGCUGGCUGGUGGGGGAGGCUCUUUGUGGCUGCUGUCCAGGCCCACUCCCUGUGCCACCUCGGGGUGUACUGGUGGCUGAACUGUCUCAGGAGCAGGGCUUGUCCUGAUGUGGAGCCAGUGGUAAGGGGUCUGUCCCUGCUUCUUAGGAGCAGAGUCCACCCAGCGUGACCUUCUAGUGGCCCAGGGUGUCCAUCCUGCAUCAACUAGUGACAGUUACAUUUAGACAUUACUGUUAGUGAUGCCCCGGGGCAGUAGGGGAACCGACCUUUUAGCUGGAGACUGAAAUCUGCUCUGGUCCUCAGUGGUGGGGCCUCUCACCCACCCCCUUCACCACGGGGCUGUCAUGGAGGACCUUGACUUUCAGACUCAGGGAUGAUACCUCGGCUGGAGCUGCAGCAGGCACGUCCUGCUUGGUGCAGGGACGCACUGGGGGUGCCUCUGGCACGGGCUGGGCUGUGCCCUGCUGCCCACACUUGCCCUGGGAGCACCCCCAGCCAUCAUCCGAACUCACCAGUUUAUGGGGCCCAGAGCUGCAUCCAGAGCCCACCCACCCCAAAUUACGCUUUCCAGCAAGCAGAGGGACGAGUCAUCAGUUUAAGUCCUGUCCACCUGGCCUCACCCAUACCUGUGACCUUGCUCCACGCCACCCACUGGCCUCCUAAGUGUCCACACCCCGCCUGCCCACUUGCCCACCUGGGACACUGCACCAGCCUCUUCUGCUCUUGGACUGUUCUCCCUGCGCUCUCCUGUGGGCCUGCUCAGCCCACGGCAGCAAUUGCUCUUCUUGGUCCUCGCUCCCAAAUCGCCUGCAGUUCCCACCCCAAGCUCGGCCCUCUUGACCUCACUCCUCGUGGCGCCUUCAUCCCCUGUAACUCCCUGGCAUCAGCCUUGAUAUGAGUGGCAGAGGGUCCCUGUGCUCUGCGCCUUCCCUGCUGUCACCCCUGAGGACUUGCCACUUAUUGUCCACCAUGGGGGAGGAUGCUCAAAGCCUGCCCCACCUUCCCCUGCCUCCCCCUCCCUCCCCAGAAUCCCACACCCGCACUUGUCCAAUACCACAGAUGUCUGACCCUUUCCCUGAACGCCACCUCUUGUCUAACCGACCAUGUCCUUCCUGGUCCCGAGUUUGGACCCUUCCCUCCAUGUUCCCCCAGCCCACCCAUCAUGAGCCCUGGAUCCCCACCAUCCAUGUGACCUUUGGGGGCUCCGUAUACAGGUGAGCAUAGCCCACUUUCUGCAGCCUGGGUGGGAACUGAAGGGUGUGUCUAAACAGGGUGAGGGCCCUGCAGGAAGAAAAUAACUUUUGGUAAUUUUUCCUUAUCCUCUUAAAAUGUCUCUUCUUGUAUUUGUUUUAUAAUGCAUAUUAAAAAAAAAAAAAAAAGUUGCCCGUGAGCUGCCCCCUGACUCCUGGUGACAGCACGUGUGUCAGAGUAGAACUGUGCUCCACAGGGUUUCCAAUGGCUGAAUUUUUAGAAAUAGAUCCCCAGGCCUUUCUUCUGAGGUGCCUUUGAGUGGACUGGAACCACCAACAUCUUGAUUAGUAGGAUUGUACAAUCAUCACUUGGUAUCCGCAGGGGAUUGGUUCCAGGGCCCCCGGGGAUAGCAGGAUCUUUGAACGCUCAAGUCCCUCAUAUACAAAGAUGUAGUGUUUACAUAGCAUCGGCUCCUGAUCAUAUGCCACCUCUUGAAAUGGUUGAACAUUGACCAAUUCUGUUUGGAAUAAUGGCUCUGUGUAUUCCUUCCAUCUUCUUUUGAUGCUUCCUGCGUUGUUUAAUAUCUUCCCCAUAGAAUCCUUCACUAUUGCAGCUCGAGGUUUGAAUUUUUUUCUUCAGUUCUUAUUCUGCUGCUAUUCGUAAGGUUUUCAGUGGCUAAUGCUUUUCAAAAGUAGACUGCCGGGUCCUUCUUCCUAGUCUGUCUUAGUCUGGAAGCUCAGCUGAAAC